Messenger RNA from Coregonus clupeaformis (lake whitefish), 8290 nucleotides. It is a transcript of the gene lmtkb, whose product is annotated as apoptosis-associated tyrosine kinase b. The transcript has 14 exons. The coding region runs from base 613 to 5955 and encodes 1780 amino acids. Lineage: Eukaryota; Metazoa; Chordata; Actinopteri; Salmoniformes; Salmonidae. The record is from RefSeq and is a predicted model, not a curated record. Gene Ontology annotation, molecular function: ATP binding; protein tyrosine kinase activity. Gene Ontology annotation, biological process: peptidyl-tyrosine autophosphorylation; brain development.
AUUAGCAAGCAAGAUGGCGCUCUUGCUGUCAGCACACGGACAGCUCCCGCUCUGUGCUCGCGCUAUUAGUGCAACAGCUAUGAGAAACUGGCAUUAUUUAAAGGAGAAUGCGUGAUUGAUUCCUAGUUGUGCCAUAGUGCUGAUAUCAUAAUCAAAGGACAUCGCAUUCGGAAGAGUUGAUCUGUAAAUGGGAUGAUACACCGGACCAGUCCGCGGUUUGCUACAGCAGCAGAGAACACAGGGAAUAGUAACAAUUUAAAUACUGUGCGGUAUCGGGUUGAUUGCUACGGGUAACGGCACUCACUGUGACAAUCUCAGCACAUUUUCCACAAUUAGACGGAAAUAGGAAAACGGUAAAUUGCACGGGAGAGGCUGAUGCUUGUGUUGCUAUGCAGCUUGACAGUAAUCACAGCAUCAAAUACAAGACGUCAAAUUCUGUCAACAUCUGCUUCUAAAUCCGAUUGUUAUUUUUUGCCUGUCAAAAGAUGGAGGAGCGCUUUGAAACACAAAGAAUGGGCUUGAAUCGGCAAAAAAUGCAGCUUUUCUCUCUACCAUUUAUUUUAUUAGAAGCUACCUGCAAUAGUGUCUCUCUGCAAUACCAGUAACUCCCCCAUGGCGAGGAAGAUGUUGGCGGUUCUGCUGAUGGUCAUCAUGUCUUCAUCGUUCUUCGUCCCCGGGUUUACCCUCAGUUCCCAUUUCAAUUUAGAUGGUGCUCCUCUGAGUGGGCUGUCGUGGCCGUCGUCUCUGGUGGUGGUGGCUGUUUCCUUGUCUGGUCUCUUCACCUUUGUCUUCCUCAUGCUGGCCUGCCUCUGCUGCAAGAAGGGACACAUCCGCUUCAAGGAGUUUGAGAAUGCCGAGGGGGAGGAGUACCAGGCGGACCUGUCCACCCUGGCAUCCCCUGCAUCCCAGAGCGGACCUGAUGUCUACAUCCUGCCGCUGACUGAGGUGUCACUCCCCAUGGCCAAACAACCAGGACGAUCAGUCCAACUACUGAAGUCCACAGAACUCGGUCGCCACAGUCUUCUCUACUUGAAGGAGAUCGACGAUGGCUGGUUCGGAAAGGUUAUCCUGGGGGAGGUGAAUGCGGGUCUCAGCACCACCCAGGUGGUGGUUAAGGAGCUGAAGGCCAGUGCCAGUGUUCAGGACCAGAUGCACUUCCUGGAGGAGGCCCAGCCAUACCGUGCCCUCCAGCACCCAGCCCUCCUGCAGUGCCUGGCACAGUGCACUGAGGUCACCCCCUACCUGCUGGUCAUGGAGUUCUGCCCUCUGGGUGAUGUGAAAGGGUACAUGCGGAGCUGUUGGGCUGCAGACACAAUGACCCCUGAACCCCUGAUCCUGCAGAGGAUGGCCUGUGAGAUCGCCUCAGGGCUCCUGCACCUGCACAAACACAACUUCAUACACAGUGACCUGGCCUUGAGAAACUGCCUGCUGACAGCUGAUGUCACAGUGAAGAUUGGAGACUACGGCCUUUCACACAACAAGUACAAAGAUGACUACUUUGUGACGUCAGACCAGAUGUACGUGCCACUGCGUUGGAUCGCUCCAGAACUCAUAGAUGAAGUUCAUGGCAACCUACUGGUAGUAGGCCAGAGCAAACAGAGCAACGUCUGGUCUCUGGGCGUGACUAUCUGGGAGUUGUUUGAGUUGGGAAACCAGCCGUACAGACACUACUCUGACAGACAGGUCCUGACCUACGCCGUGAGGGAACAGCAGCUCAGACUGGCCAAGCCCCUGCUCAAAAUACCCCUGGCAGAGCGCUGGUAUGAGGUGAUGCAGUUCUGCUGGCUCCAACCAGAUCAGAGGCCCAAUGCAGAGGAGGUCCACCUGUUACUCAGCUACCUGUGUGCUAAGGGGGCCAACGAGGCCGAGGAGGACUUUGAGAGGCGCUGGAACUCCCUGCGUCCCAACCCCAACGCUGGCCCCAGCAGCAGCCUCCACCACGGGGCAGGAGCCCUGGCCAUUGACCUCCCCUCCUCCUCCUUCCCCCUGCUGGAGCAGUUCUCUGGAUGCGAUGGCUACCAAUGCGAGACAGGAGAUGAUAUACUGACCGUGACCGAGACCAGCCACGGCCUGAACUUCGAGUACAAGUGGGAGAAGGCUCAGGCGGGGGCCGGGGCGGAGCAGCCUUACCACCGUGCUGCCUCGUCCUCCAGCGGUACCCUGGGGGCCGUCAACCACCACCGCCAGGACCUGUACUACCCCCCUGGGCCAGGGGGCAUGGUGGGGGGCUGUGGUGGGGUGGAGAUGGACGGGCUCACUCUGGGGGUGCCCCCCGCCUACUACGAGCCCAAGAUGCUGCAUGGUCCUGGGGUUGGGGUGUUGCCGGUGCUCAGCGCCCACAGUCCUUCAGUGAGCGCUGAGUACUACAUCCGCAUGGAGGAGCCUGGUGUGGACUAUACCAUGUGCUCCUACAGCCCAGACUACCAGGGCAGCAAUGGGAGCUUCCUGACCGGCAGUGGCAGUGCAGACUCAGGGGAGUGUAUUAUGGGAAUGGGUGCAUGUCCCUCCCAGGCCCACUCCAAGCCUGUAGACUCGUACUGGUCGGCAGAUAUCCGUAAAGCUGGGGGUGGUGGAGCGUAUGAUUCGGACCCAGACGGAAGCCCGGCCAUCUCCCUGACCAUGGAGCCCCUACUGGGGCAAGUCUCUGACUCCAGCCCCCUGAGACCCUGGGAGGCUGGUCACUACGUCUCCUACAAGGACCGGGACGGGGGGUUCUACUACGAACACUCACCCCCUAUGGGCAUAGGCCACCACAUGGGCCUGGGUCUGGGGAUGGACCAGCACCAGCACUAUCUGAUGGGGCGGGAACACUCUCCCCCCGAGCCCCACCAGGAGAGCUGGGGGUCCCGGAGCCUGCGUCAGGCCCUGGGGGAACUGGAGAACCCUCUGGGGAUAUCUCCCUCCAUCAGUACCCCUCCCCAGGGUGGUGGUCCUCCUUUUGGGGUAGGGGACCCCUACCUGGUGACGACCCAGGGACCAGGCUCCAUCAUUGGGGGGAGUAGCGUCACUGGAGGUUACUAUGACAUGAUGGGUUCUCUGAGGAAAACCAUGCCGACCAUGCGAAGCCACACCCACUCAGUCAGCAUCACCAUGGCGUCGGAAGAGGCCCUCUUCAUUGGUCACCGUGACAGUGACUCGGACGAGGAAGAGGAUAUAUUCUCAGAGAGGCAGACAAUCAACAGUAGUAACACCUGGCCCUCUAACCACUGCACUAACAACAAUAGUCUAGGCCUGGGCCGUAGUAGACAGGCUGGCUGUAGGCAACAACAGGAUGCCUAUGUAGACUUCCACUACACUAUGCCCACUACCGACAUAGAGGACUCGUGGCCUGAGGAGCACAACCUGACCUCCCGCUCCUCUGUCUCUGCUGCAGUUAAACCCAUAGACUACCUGGAGGGUACGGCGGCUUCGGCUAAAGACAGCAGCUGUCUAUCCCUGGGGAAGCAUCAUACCCUGGUACCCUCCGGCGACGCCUACAACACAUACAUCUAUCUGUGCCACGAGAGGGAGGGGGAGAGGGAGGUGAAGCCGCCACCAAUCGAGCGCUGCCACUCUCAUUUCGUCGACCCCCUCACAGGCCUAGUGGUGCGAAACUACAGCUGUGAUGACUACAGAGAUCAGAUUGUAGAGAUUCCCAACAACGACGAAGAGAGUGUGAAUCUGUCUCCAGCACCAGGAGGGCCUAGUGUGUCUAAAUCAACCCUGACACACAACACAACCACAACCAUAACCAACUUUGACCACUCUGAGCAGUAUGUUGACAUCACUAUGGACGAUGCCCUUUCCAUAGACCACAAGCAAGAGGUUGUCACAGAAGACAAAGGGGUUCUCACUGAUCCUAAACCAGAGGACGUGACUCUGACUAAAACUAUGGCUAUGGCUACCCCACUUCCCUCAGUGAAUGUGCCUGGCCUAGUCUGCCUGUUCGAGCCAGAGUCAGAGCUGAGCCAUACAUUAGACAGCGGCCUGGACAGAGACCACUGCUCCAGCAUCAGUCUAGUGGACAUCUCCGACUGCUAUACCGACGACGAUGAUGAAGACGAUGACAUUACUGACGUGACCUCAGGGAUCUUCGCUGACGAGGCGUCGGCCGGGGACCUUAACUCCUCCCCCUCCCUGGCCCGUCCCCUCAAGUCCCUGCAGAAGCAGGUGGGAACACCCGAUUCCAUGGACUCCAUGGACCUGAUGCCUUCAGCGGCCGGCUCCACCGCAGAGCCAUUCAGCCCUGCCUCUAGCUCCUCCCACCCAUCUAGUUCCUCCCCCAAGGCAAUGGACAGCGGGUACGAAACAGAGAACAACGAGAGCCCAGAGUUCGUCCCCAAGGAGCCCCACAACGAGCCCCGGGACCCAGAGACAUUCACCCAGCCACUGGGGGAGUCUGUCCUGGACACCAGCCAGGAUGAGGAGGGGGGAGAGGAGGCCGAGGUGGCUCCACCGGAGGAUGAGGAUGAACCUACUCUGGAUGAAGAUGUGGCUCUAGCAGCCUUACAGACCACAGACAAAGAGAAGGAGCUGGCCCCCCUCAGUGAGAAGAACCCUUACAGGGACUCUGCCUACUUCUCUGACUAUGAGAACGAGCGCCUAUCCAGGGAUGAGGAGGAUGACAAAGUGGGGGGUGAUGAAAAUGUAGGAGUGGAGGAGGGAGAAGAGGAGGAGAGCUUGACAGAGAAGAGGGAACUCAGCCCUCUUCAUAUAGAGGAUGAGGAGGAGGGAGAGGAGACCUCAGCUCUUCUUCUGGAGGAGAGUGAAGACCCAGAGAUGGGGGGAUGCCCGACAGAAGAGUGCACCCAUGAUGAAGGGCUGGAACUGGGGCUAGAGCUGGCUUCCCAUGAUGAAGGGCUGGAGCUGGGGCUAGAGUUGGCCUCUAAUAUCUCUGGAGAAGUAGAGGAAGGGUCAGAGGGAUGGCCUGCCCAGGAGGAGCCCUCUUCUCUGGGAGACUGGGCAGCAGAGGUGGUGGGGGCUAUGGAGGAAGCCCUGGGGGAACUCCAGAGGAGCAGCAGUACUGAAACAAAUUCUGUUACCAAGGAGGAAGAGGAAAGAGGGCGAAGGGACGUGGAGGACUCAUCUGAAGCCUUAGAAUCAGCAGACGUCCUAGAAGAAGCAUCUAGCGAAAAGUCAGAGAGCAUCGACAAGGACGUUGAUGACGAAGAGAACGGACAUCCCGCACGACGUCGACGCUCCUCCUCGUCCUCCCCUCCCUCCAUUCCUCCUCCUCCUCUCCCCCCAAUGACUCCCCCUCCGGGCCGGGUGUCGGUCACAGAUGGGGGGGAGGCGGAUGAGGAGGACGGAGAUGGUGACUCGGAUGACAGUGAGUCAGAUGAGGAGGUGAGGAGUUACAGUGUUCAAGAGGAGCAUAGUGGAGGGGAGGAGAGCGGGGAGGAGAACCAUGCUGUACCCAUCGUGGUCAGCGACUGUAGCGAUGCUCAUAACCUACGUAGUCUACUGAAGAUGCCCACCCCGCUCACUUCCGAGUCGCUCGCUGAUGACCUGCUGGAUCGAAAGAAGAAGGUGGUGUCAUUCUUUGAUGAUGUCACUGUCUACCUGUUUGACCAGCAGAGCCCGACUAAAGAGCUGGCUGAGCAUGGUUUCCCUCCAGGGGCUGAGACCAGCGGACAGAGUUCAGAGGGCAAACAACCAACCUCUGAUGACUCCUCAGACGGAAACAUCUCAGAAGAGAGUGCAGGGUAUGAGUGGGAGGAUGACUUCCCCCUGUUGCCCCUCCCGACUUCCUCAUCCAAGAUGGCUGCCUCCUCCUCAGCCUCAACCCCUUCCACACCCAGCCUACCCACCACCUCCAAGGCCCCGGAGCCCAAACCAGUGGUGCAGUACUCCCGCUUCACCGUCUCCCCUAGCCAUGUGUCUCGCUUCUCCAUCACACACGUCUCCGACUCCGACAUGGACUCUGGUCCAGGUGAGCAGGUAGCAGGGAGCAGUGAGGAUGGGGACAGAGAGUAGAACAGAACCACAGCCACCCAGGAGCUGCACCACAUAAACUUAUCGUGACUUUUAUGUAGAGCUUUUUGGACAUCAGGUUUCUGAAAAGACAGUGCCUCUUAUUGUUUAUGGUGUGGGAGAAGAGGGGAGAAGAGAAUCAACUAUGAGAAUAUAGAAAAUAAUAUAUGAUGAUAAUAUAUAAAUACACAGAAUAAUAUACGUUACAAAGAACUUAUAUGCAGGUAAAGACUUUUAUGUUGAGCUCAACAUAUUUUUGGAGCGAAAAACACAUACAUCUAAGGACAAACUUUGGAAAGUUGUUUGCCACCAUAGUCAUCACACUUUUACAGUAUGUUAUGGAGAACAAAAAAACAUGGCUAUCAAAACAGAACACACCAUGUACAGUAUACCCCACUCUGAGAAGAAGGGAGUGAAAAAAUGGAGGAAAGGACAGAAUCCAGGCUUUUCACUAAAGGAUCGGUGUUGGAAAGUGACUGGACCAACAACAUAUCUUUGAGACAUUGCUUCACCUGUCCUCAUCAAAUAUAAAUGAAAUAUCACAUGUAAUAUAAUAAUGUUACAUGUUUCCAAACACUUUUACGUCCAUUGAAGGGAAUAAUGGGACACCUAAGUGUAAGUGAAUGAAUGAAUCUAUGGAACAAGGCAGAAAGUUGCUGCCUUGAAAUGACUGUGUAUUAGCAGAGAUGAUCAAAGCUGCAUUUAGUGGUCCAGACUUUUCUAUAAGGAGUAGGACCUCCACUGUAUUGUACUGUAUGUAUGGACCUUAUGAUUUCCACCAAUCAGAGUGCAAGAGUCACUAUUCCCCUCCCUCUGAAUGCCUGGGGUGUAAUCAUUAGUGCACACCGUAGCAAACAGUUGCAAAACGUUUCGCAACGGAAAACAAAUUCAGGUAUGUCCUUCCCCUGUUGAUUCCGUUUGCUUGCGUUUUGGUUCCAGUGAAUGCACCUCUGCUUUUACAGACAUUCCUGGACCUAAGCUAUUGUGCAAAUCCAUCAAGUCAUUUAUUAUGACUUUAUUAUGACUUUUAAUAAAUGCUGUACUCCUGUUUUAGGACUUUGGAUCCAUGUGCUUUGCAGCAGAUAGUGUGGGUAAAUCACAGCAUACAUUGGCUUCUGUCGUAUCACCACGUUCUAGCAUAGAUGAGGGUAACUGCCUGUCCUUACCCUCUGUGUUGAGCUUCACAUCAUCACAUGCUGUGUAAUAGGCCUCUUUGUCUUGAGGUGAAGAUUCUUUGUUAAACGAUCAAAGUACUUGUACAUUUCUGAUUCUGAUUCUGAAAACUGUACUGCAGUAUAAGAACAGCAAGCAUACAAAUACACAGAUAAACUUACAGAUACAGUAGCAGAUCAUUUUUAUAGAAAACUGAUGAAAUAAUCACUUUUAAGAAAUAUGAAACCUAAAAAUGAAACUUAAAGAAUGGAAGAACAGUGGCUUCGGUAACAUGUUGAAGAUUAAAUAAUCCAAUGACAAUUGGAAGACCACAGAACUGAGAACUUGUUCAGUGUUAACAUAUUGUUUAUGUUCAGCUGUGUGGUGGUCAAGGGUUUGGUGAUGCUACAUGGGUUUGUCAUUGUGUAUUGUUUCUUGAUUGUGUUCAUGAUUUUAACAAUGGAAAAUACAUUUAGAAUUUAUGGACCUUUUACUUUGCUAUGUACAGUAUGUGAAAAUGUGUGUGCUAUAGGAAGGAAGAUGGAAGGCUGUGGGUGUAACAUAGAAAGCAUUCAGUACAGUCAGUCUAGUAAGCUAAUGCAGUAUUACAUCAGUAUCACUGUAGCAUGGUCCCAAGUAUUUUUGUGCAGUUUUGCCAACCCCAAUGACCAUAGUUGGCAAGACAGUACAAACAUAUCUGGUACCAGGCUAAUAUCACUGUAGGCUUUAGCUUCAAAGAACCAGGGUGCCAAUUCAGUUCAACACAUAUAUAUAUAGAAUUACAUACAGUAGAUUCUAUUUCUAUGGUUCACAGAUCCACUCUAGUCUCCAUGCAGUCAGUGUGUUCUGUUCUGUUUGUUUGCCUUUCUAGAGCUUUAAUAUUAUGUACUAGUAUAGUGUCUAUAGAUCCAUCUAGACCACCAUCUGUGUAUGUACUAUUUUUGUAUCUCAAAAAAAGAAAGAAAACAUUUUAAGAAUAUCAAGAAAUGACCUGGAAGUGGGAGGUAAAAUGAGAUGUCUUUGUUUUAUUGUUGCCAAAGAGAUGUAUUUAAUGAAGUCAUGAGGCAAACAGGAACAGGAAUAUAUGAUAUUUGAUCUAUAAUGUUUUAACCCUACAGAUGUAGGAUCUUAAUUUGAGCCAGUUUGCUACAGCAGGAAAAUAAUCCAGCAGCAACAGGAAAUGUGA